AUGAGCAACACAUCAACAACCAACCUCGCCACACCAUCAUCAACAAGAUAUCAAUCUUUUGCAGAAUUUUAUCCAUUCUAUCUUUCACAACAUUCCAAUCCAAUUUGUAGAAUUUUACACGUUGUAGGAACAUUUAGUGCUGCAUCAACUGGUGGUUAUUUAUUAUAUAAAAAGAAAUAUCAAUUGGCUCUUCCUUCCAUGUUGUUGAUUGGAUAUGGUUUAGCUUGGAUUGGUCAUUUCUUCUUUGAAAAGAAUAGACCUGCAACAUUUACAUAUCCACUUUGGAGUUUUAUGGGUGAUUGGAAAAUGAUGUUUGAGGUUUUGACAUUCCAAAGAGGUUUAAAGGAUUAA
Messenger RNA from Naegleria gruberi, 351 nucleotides. RefSeq lists its product as uncharacterized. The transcript has a single exon. NCBI's taxonomy places the organism in Eukaryota, Heterolobosea, Eutetramitea, Acrasida, Naegleriidae. The record is from RefSeq and is a predicted model, not a curated record. The coding region runs from base 1 to 351 and encodes 116 amino acids.